Molecule: messenger RNA, 1858 nt
Organism: Nicotiana tabacum (common tobacco)
Lineage: Eukaryota; Viridiplantae; Streptophyta; Magnoliopsida; Solanales; Solanaceae
Source: RefSeq, a predicted model, not a curated record
AAGCCCUCCUCAGAAUGCUGCUUUAAUUGAUCAAUUAAAGAUCUUGCCGAUUGAAGCAACAGCUUUUUGUUGAUCUCCAGUGAAGUGUCAGUAUCAAGUUUUUCUUAUUUGUGCCUGCUGCAUAUCGUGGUUUAGUGGAUCACCUCAACAGAAAUUCAAGCCGUCUAGUGUAUGGAUUGCAUUUACAAACUAGCAAAGAAUGGGCAGCAGUCGAUUUCCAAAGCGCUAUUUAAUAGUAUUUUUAACCUUCAUCUGCACUUCUGUCUGCUACAUAGAGCGGGUGGGCUUCUCUAUUGCGUAUACUGCUGCUGCUGAUGCUGCAGGAGUAAAUCAGACUAGCAAAGGUGUAAUUCUGUCAACCUUUUACUAUGGAUACGCAUGUUCACAAGUACCUGGUGGUUGGGCAGCUCAAAAAAUCGGUGGACGGCGUGUCCUCCUCCUUUCUUUUCUUUUAUGGUCUUUGACAUGUGCUUUUGUACCACUUGACCCAAACCGAACGAUGGUCCUGGUAAUAGCCCGCUUGCUUGUCGGUGUGGCUCAAGGUUUCAUUUUUCCAUCCAUCCACACUGUCCUUGCACAGUGGGUACCACCACAUGAAAGAUCAAGAUCUGUUUCCUUUACGACUUCUGGAAUGUACUUAGGUGCAGCUACAGGAAUGCUUAUGCUUCCUAGUCUGGUGAAGUAUAAGGGUCCUCAAUCUGUGUUUCUUGCUGAAGCGGCUUUAGGUGCAAUGUGGUCUCUACUCUGGUUCAGUUAUGCAGUUGAUCCACCUCGUUCUGAGCAUCCAAAAGCAACUGCGUCGGGCUUCGGGGAAUCCCUACUGCCCAUGAAAGGGAGUUCAAAGAUGAAAGUAGAGAAUGGAGUACAUUCUGCCAAAAAUCCAACUAUCCCAUGGAAACGAAUCGUCAUGAGCUUACCAGUUUGGGCAAUUGUCGUGAAUAACUUCACUNGGAAUGAGAUAUUUGCCCUGGUGAUGGAUUNAAUGGGUUCUUCCAAGAUGAUGCCCUACCUUAACAUGUUUAUAUUCUCAAAUAUUGGUGGAGUGCUUGCAGAUCACUUAGUCACGAGGAGAAUCUUGUCUAUAACUAAAACCAGAAAACUUUUAAACACAGUGGGUUUCAUUGUAGCUUCUCUUGCGUUAAUGGCUCUUCCUUAUUUUAGAACAUCUGGCGGCGCUCUGUUUUGUUCCUCCGUGGCUCUUGGUUUCUUGGCAUUAGGAAGAGCCGGUUUUGCAGUUAAUCACAUGGAUAUAGCUCCAAGGUAUGCUGGAAUUAUUAUGGGAGUUUCAAAUACAGCUGGUACAUUAGCUGGUAUCGUUGGAGUUGAUCUCACUGGUCGACUACUCGAAGCUGCUAAAGACGCCCAGUUGGAUCUUACAAGUCCAGAAAGCUGGACAGCAGUGUUUUCCAUUCCUGGGUUGCUCUGCAUUUUUAGUUCUUUUGUUUUUCUAGCACUGUCAACAGGGGAGAGAAUUUUCGACUGAAGGUUUGUGCAUGUAUAUCAUGGUUUAUCUUGUCUUAUUCUUGGAAGAAGCAGUUCAAGGAGGAAGUAUACAUAGUCUAGGAUUUGCAGUUCAAACUCGAAGGCUGUCGGAAAUAGUAAGUAGCUCUAUUGAGGUUAUUCUUACAUUUUAACCUGAGGUACUAUCUGCAUACAUUUGCAGCUUAAUCGACUCAUUCUUCAAUAUUUUCGAGCUGUAGUUCUUUGCUGAGCUGUUACUACAUAUAUUGAUUAUUUGUGGUAGCAUCUUGAUAAAUGUAAUGCUCAUCCUAUUUUUUGUCAGGCAAUGAGAAUAUCAGAAAGUAUUUGAUGUAUCAUAGUUGCCAAAAUAAUGCUUGUUGCUAUUGCUCUUCUCCUA